Molecule: messenger RNA, 987 nt
Organism: Sphenostylis stenocarpa
Lineage: Eukaryota; Viridiplantae; Streptophyta; Magnoliopsida; Fabales; Fabaceae
Source: the annotation of a GenBank genome assembly
AUGGGUUUUUCCUCUCUCCACGUCCGCAUGGACUCAUCAGAUCACUGGCUGCAGGGCACAAUUCACGAGGAGUGUGGGGUAGAUUCUUCUUCACCAUCUGGCGACAUGCUUCCAUGCUCGAGACCAAUGACAGAGAGGAGGCUAAGACCCCCACAAGAGCAAGCCAUCAAGUGCCCUAGGUGUGAAUCGACACAUACCAAGUUCUGCUACUACAACAACUACAGUCUCUCCCAGCCCAGGUAUUUCUGCAAGACAUGUAGAAGGUACUGGACCAAAGGAGGCACUCUUAGAAACAUUCCUGUUGGAGGUGGUUGCAGAAAGAACAAGAAAGUUUCUACCAAGAAACACAAUGACCACCAACCAGCUAUUAAUCAAAACCAAACUCACUCUGCAGGACCCUCUCAUCUUCAUAAUCACAAAGAUCUUCAACAUCCCUUCCUAGAUGUGCAAUUUUCCCACCUCAACAAUUUACUUGGGACUAAUGCUGGGGUACUGGGAAACCCUAAUUUCAUGGAGGGUAAGUAUAACACCGGAAUGCUUGAGAACCCUAGGCCUAUUGACUUCAUGGACAGUGGGUUGGAUGGUAUGCAUAUGAUCAGGGGUUCUACUAGGAGUUUUGAUCUUCUUGAAAACAAUGAUAUGAGUGUGGGUAGUGGUGUUGAGCUUGGUGAUAAGAGUGGCUACAAUGGAUUGCCAUUGAAUUAUCAAGGUCUUUCUUCUGCAGCAUUUGGAGGCAUUUCCCUUGAUGGAAGCAUUAGCAAUGUUGGAACAUAUAUGAUGGACUCUUGCCAGCGACUUAUGUUGCCCUAUGAUGGAGGUGAUAACAUCCUUAACGUUUCAAUUGAUGUGAAGCCAAACCCAAAGCUAUUGUCCCUUGAAUGGCAAGAUCAAGGUUGCUUUGAUGCUGAAAAAGUGUCAUUGGGAUAUCUUAACGGUUCAGGAUCAUGGGCCGGCUAUGGAUCUUCCACAACAAACCAUUUGGUUUAG